Messenger RNA from Phytomonas sp. EM1, 540 nucleotides. Lineage: Eukaryota; Euglenozoa; Kinetoplastea; Trypanosomatida; Trypanosomatidae. The record is from the annotation of a GenBank genome assembly.
AUGAAAAGCGCCAAUCCGAGGAUCGUCCAAACUCUCGAGCCCCUUCUUCACGGGCUGAAGUUCGCCGUCGUGUACUGCGGAACGCAUCAGUACAAGGUUUCCCCCGGCGACGUCAUCGUCGUGCAGCGGCUGCGCGCGGAGAUCGGCAGUCAGAUUGCGCUGAAAAAGGUGUUGAUGGUGGGUGGGGCGCGUUUCACGUCGAUCGGGCGUCCGUUUCUCGAUCACGCGCGCGUCUUGGCGGAUGUGGAGGAGCAUAAACGAAUGCGAAAUGUCGUCUCCCUCUUCAGCACCCCUGGGCGGCGGCAGACGCGUUGGGUGGACGCCCAACACGCCGCGACGAUCCUGCGCAUCACGGAGGUGAGCUACGAACCGGAGCUCCUGGGCGAGCUCGAUAAAUAUGACGGGGGGCUGCUGAAGGAUUUCAACCCAGAGGUGCAUACGAACCCGGUGUUUAGCGCGUUGGAUGGGUAUGAUAUUUUCAAGAAGAAAGACAAGCAAGCGGUCGAAGAGGCGACGACGUUCCUAGACAUGAUGGAAUAG